CAGAUCGAAGGUGCAGCGAAUAAGAGCUGCCGGGGUCCGAGUAUAUGGGACAGGUUCACGCAUAAGUUUCCAGAUAGGAUUGCGGACGGAACAACAGGAGAUCAGGCGAUUAAUUCCUUUGAAUUCUUUGAGGAUGAUAUCAAUAGAAUGAAAGCCAUGAACAUGGAAGCUUACCGAUUCUCCAUCUCAUGGUCAAGAGUCAUCCCUCAUGGUAAGAGACGUCGAGGGCUGAGCACAGAAGGGCUCGAGUUCUACGACAAGGUCAUCGACCGGACAAUCGCCGCCGGCAUGAAGCCCUACGUCACGAUCUUCCACUGGGACACUCCCCAGGCGCUCGUCGACGAGUACGGCGGAUUCUUGAGCCGCAACAUUGUCGACGACUUUCGAGACUACGCCGACUUGUUGUUCGAGAGAUACGGCGACAAGGUGGAGAAGUGGAUCACUCUGAACGAGCCGUGGACCUACGUCGUAAAAGGGUUCGAGGAAGGCGUGUUCGCGCCGGGGCGAUGCUCCGACUGGGUGAACCGAGCGUGCCAGGCCGGCGACUCGGCCGUCGAGCCGUACCGAGUCGCUCAUCACCUCCUUCUGGCUCAUGCCGAGGCCGUGAAGUUAUACCGUGAAAAGUAUAAGGGACGCAAACUCGGAGAGAUCGGGAUAACACUUGUAACGUUCUGGUUCGAGCCUUACUCUGAUUCCCAAGCAGACAAUGAUGCAGCUGAAAGAGCCAUGGACUUCAUGUUUGGUUGGUUUAUGAACCCUGUCACGUAUGGUCACUAUCCAAGGACGAUGAAGGACUUGCUAGGGCAAAGACUGCCUGAGAUCCUGGCCCACGAGGCCGAUAUGCUCAGAAACUCGUACGAUUUCCUCGGCCUCAAUUACUACACCACUUACUACGCCAAGGACAACCCUAAUCUCAACCUUCUUAAGCUCAGAUACGCGACCGAUUCUCGUGUCAUCCAGACUCCUAUCAAAGACGGGAAACCGAUUGGCGAAAAGGCUUCAUCUUGGUUGUACAUCUAUCCUGAGGGGAUCAGGAAACUCCUGAGUUACACCAAGCGCACGUACGGGAGUCCAAUUAUCUACAUCACUGAGAAUGGGGUUUCUGAAGAAGACGAUCCAACGACAUCGAUAGUAGAGGCGACCAACGACAAGCGAAGGAUAAAAUACUACCACAAGCAUCUCCACAAUGUCCUGGAGGCCAACAAGACGGAUAAGGUGGACGUGAGAGGAUACUUCGCGUGGUCGUAUGCCGACAACUUCGAGUGGGCCGACGGGUACACUAGCCGGUUCGGUCUCUACUACAUCGACUUCAAGGAUCCAAAAUUUGCCCGGAUCCCGAAGAGCUCGGCUUGCUGGUUCAAGCGAUUCCUCCAGACCCCUUCGCCACAUGCCUCACAGGAUAACGAUGAUCAAGAGCUCAUCCUUCUGCCGGUCUCUGGAAUCGUGAAUCGUGCUCUUCCACGUGCUCUCCGUUUUUCGUACUAA
This is a messenger RNA of Linum tenue, 1485 nucleotides long. Lineage: Eukaryota; Viridiplantae; Streptophyta; Magnoliopsida; Malpighiales; Linaceae. The record is from the annotation of a GenBank genome assembly.